Messenger RNA from Brassica napus (rape), 1040 nucleotides. RefSeq names its product protein YLS9-like. The record is from RefSeq and is marked provisional. Lineage: Eukaryota; Viridiplantae; Streptophyta; Magnoliopsida; Brassicales; Brassicaceae. Gene Ontology annotation, biological process: defense response to other organism.
CAAACACGAAAAGGAAGUAACAUUCAUAAAUAGAGAGAGAAAGAAGCAUCCCAGUGGCAAAACCAUAAAUAAAAGAUGUCAAAAGAUUGCGGCAACCACGGUGGUGGCAAAGAAGCAGCCGUCCGGCGAAUCUGCGCCGCCGUUAUAGCCUUCAUCAUAAUAGUUCUAAUCACCAUCUUUCUAGUAUGGGUCAUACUAAGGCCAACUAAGCCAAGAUUCAUCCUGCAAGAAGCCACCGUCUUCGCCUUCAACCUCUCGCAACCAAACCUCCUCACCACAAACUUUCAGAUCACAUUCGCAUCUCGUAACCCUAACUCCAAGAUCGGUAUCUACUACGACCGUCUCCACGUCUACGCUACGUACCGUAACCAGCAGAUAACUCUCAGGACAGCAAUCCCUCCGACGUAUCAAGGCCACAAAGAAGACAACGUCUGGUCUCCGUUUGUUUACGGGACCGCUGUUCCGAUCGCACCGUACAACUCCGUCGCUUUGGGAGACGAGCAAGGUCAUGGACUCGUUCAGUUGAUGAUACGCGCCGAUGGGCGCGUGAGGUGGAAAGUAGGGACGUUGAUCACCGGAAAAUAUCAUAUCCAUGUUCGGUGUCCGGCUCUCAUCAAUCUUGGGAACAAAGCUGCUGGUGUUAUUGUCGGUGACAACGCCGUUAAGUAUACGUUGGUUACUAAAUGCAGUGUGAACGUUUAGAACUUUGACGCCGCUUCACUUUCUCUACAAAAUCUCUGACGCAUACUGUGCAUCCUAAAACAAAUCCAAGAAAAGAUUUGCCUCCUAUACAUACAAAAGAUUGUAUUACGGAAAUACUCAAUAUUAUAUCUCUUAUAUCUUUCUAAAAUCUGUGGGCUUAUAGACGCAAUUGCCCGGUUUCUUCGUUUACAGAAGACGCAGUCGAGAAACAUGUAGACUGGAAAAGCUUAUGAAACAUAGUCGAGAAAUGAGAUUGAAGCUUUUCCGGGACAAGUAUGGAAAUGUAUAAAAAACAAAUAUGUUUGUGAAUAUCGGUUGAAUGGUUAACAUUUUUUAAA